Notothenia coriiceps (black rockcod) is the source of this 1569-nucleotide messenger RNA. RefSeq names its product DNA cross-link repair 1C, PSO2 homolog (S. cerevisiae) (gene dclre1c). Bases 108 to 1316 code for a protein of 402 amino acids. The transcript has 14 exons. Gene Ontology annotation, molecular function: damaged DNA binding; 5'-3' DNA exonuclease activity. Gene Ontology annotation, biological process: double-strand break repair via nonhomologous end joining; interstrand cross-link repair; telomere maintenance. The record is from RefSeq and is a predicted model, not a curated record. Lineage: Eukaryota; Metazoa; Chordata; Actinopteri; Perciformes; Nototheniidae.
UUAAUGGGCGGGACAAACACUGGAGAUGACAGCAAAAUAUGCUCUCUCCGCUGGACAUAACUUUACAAUAAUUUCACCAGAUACCACUAAAACAGUUUGGCAUAAACAUGAGUUCAUUUGCAGGUCGAAUGAAGGAGUAUUCCACCAUGUCUUUGGAUCGGUUCGACCGGGAGAACCUACAUUCCCGGGCAUAUUUCCUCUCCCACUGCCACAAAGAUCAUAUGAAAGGACUAAAAGCACCGAUACUCAGGAGAAAACUGCAGUUCAGUCGUACAGUUAGGCUUUACUGCUCCUUCGUGACCAAAGAACUUCUUCUGAACAAUCCCAAGUACGCUUUCUGGGAGGAAUACAUUGUUGCAUUAGAGCUGGAGAGUCCCACUCAGAUUUCUCUGGUUGAUGAGGCAUCUGGAGAGAAAGAAGAGAUUCUGGUCACAUUGCUCGCUGCAGCCCACUGUCCUGGCUCUGUUAUGUUCCUGUUUGAGGGUUCUCAGGGGAACGUGUUGUAUACAGGAGACUUCAGGUUUGCAGCUGGAGAUGUGUCAAGAAUCGAACAUCUGCACUCUGGCAGCAGAGUGAAGGAUAUACAGAGCAUUUAUCUGGACUCAACGUUCUAUGACCCACGAUUUUUCCAGAUUCCCACUCGGGACGUUUGUCUGGACGGUAUCUCAGAGCUUGUUAGAAACUGGAUCAGUCAGAGUGCUUAUCAUGUUGUGUGGCUCAACUGUAAAGCUGCAUAUGGAUAUGAAUACCUGUUCACCAACCUGGGAGAGGAGUUCAACACACAGAUCCAUGUCAACAGUCUAGAGAUGUUCAAGAAGAUGCCGGAGCUCCUGAGCUACGUGACCACUGACCGCAGGACGCAGAUCCAUGCCUGUCGACACCCUAAGGCUGAGGAGUUUUUCCAGGGCAGCCGGCUGCCGUGUGGCUGCAGAGCGUCUGACGGGACCCCUCUUCAAAUCAUCAGCAUCAAACCAUCCACCAUGUGGUUCGGAGAGAGGACGAGGAAAACAAACGUUGUCAUAAAAACAGGAGCAAGUUCCUUCAGAGCGUGCUUCAGUUUCCAUUCCUCCUACUUAGAGCUGAAAGACUUCCUCUCCUACCUCCAGCCCGUCAACAUCUACCCCAGUGUCAUCCCUCUUGGUCGCACACUCACUGAGGUCACACAGAUGCUGAUGCUGAUGUGCAGGAACCAGUCGGAUCAAGCAGCGACAGUAUACAAACCUCUGGGAGCCCUCAAACGCUGCAUGGUGAAGCGACCUACAUAUGAGUGCCGACCCCGGCCCUUUUCCCUCUUUGACGCCCCUGAAGCCCAAUAACUUCUCCUUGGUAAACACGCCGGCCCAAUGAAUGCAUGUCUGGCUCCUGUGUGUGCAUGUGUUUCGGGCCUGUGUGUGUGAGAAAAAUAACAAUGGAGUUAAAAGUGAAUGUGCAUCUCUAAUGAAGUUCUUUAUUUUGGUACAGCAAAUGGUAUUCCGAAGAUAUAAUAAGGAGAAGGGAUGACUUGCCAGCAGAUAAUGGGCAAAACAAAUAGCUGGACGCUAUACAACGUUUUGUCAUUUAACAAACCUA